AUGACAAGUCCUCGCAAUUCACACCUCGUCUCACUCAUCGAGACACGUCCGAUCCACGUCAGUAAUGAGCACUUCGGACGGGCACAGACGAUCCACUCGUCGUACAUCAGGGGGGGGGGGGGGGUAGGAUCUGCUAAUCGAUUUCAUGGGUCAACUGGCACCAUCACUGCUGUAGUAUCAGCUGCGAACAAGCUCAGUGUCAAGUGCUGUAUACACCUGAUCAACGAGGGGGGGGGGGAGGGGGGGGGGGGGGAUCGUGCGGGAGGUUAUGGAUGGCUUAUUACAUCAACCGUAACAUAUGCGGUGCACAUCUGGGUACUAUCCAUGACGCCGCAAUAG
Molecule: messenger RNA, 339 nt
Organism: Dicrocoelium dendriticum
Lineage: Eukaryota; Metazoa; Platyhelminthes; Trematoda; Plagiorchiida; Dicrocoeliidae
Source: the annotation of a GenBank genome assembly